Messenger RNA from Hypomesus transpacificus, 2270 nucleotides. Its product is annotated as interferon regulatory factor 1-like. NCBI's taxonomy places the organism in Eukaryota, Metazoa, Chordata, Actinopteri, Osmeriformes, Osmeridae. The record is from RefSeq and is a predicted model, not a curated record. Gene Ontology annotation, biological process: immune system process; regulation of transcription by RNA polymerase II. Gene Ontology annotation, molecular function: RNA polymerase II cis-regulatory region sequence-specific DNA binding; DNA-binding transcription factor activity, RNA polymerase II-specific. Gene Ontology annotation, cellular component: nucleus. The transcript is spliced from 8 exons. The coding region runs from base 418 to 1389 and encodes 323 amino acids.
UGGAAACUCCUCCACACUAAGAAGUUAGAAGGGUUCUUUUCAGAGCAGCGCUGGUUUGGAAGCACUGAGAGUCAAACUGUUCAAGGGGAUACAUGGAUUAAAAUAUUGUGCAGUAACCUGGAGCCAGAGGCCUACCUGGACUGAAGCAGCCUUAAGGACAUUGAAGUGGCUGACAGGUGUGAGGUCUGGACAGGUGUGGUUAGUGGACAGGUGUGGGUAGUGGACAGGUGUGAUAAGUAGACAGGUGUGGUUAGUGGACAGGUGCGGUUAGUGGACAGGUGUGAUAAGUAGACAGGUGUGGUUAGUGGACAGGUGCGGUUAGUGGACAGGUGUGAUAAGCAGACAGGUGUGGUUAGUGGACAGGUGAGCUGUCUGGACAGGUGAGCUGUCUGGACAGGUAAGAGGCUGAAGAACAGCAUGCGUCCCCCUGCCUCUGUUCAAGGCAGGCUGCGUCUGCGACCGUGGCUGGAACAGCAGAUCCAAUCUGGGAGAUACCCAGGGGUGUCCUGGCUAGACCAGUCAGCAGGGGUGUUCCAGAUUCCAUGGAAGCAUGCAGCUCGUCACGGCUGGAGCAUUGACAGGGACGCCUCUCUGUUCAGGAGCUGGGCUAUGUACACAGGCAAGUAUAUACCGGGCAGGGACAAGCCAGACCCCAAGACCUGGAAGGCAAACUUCCGCUGUGCCCUGAACUCCCUGCCGGACGUGAGGGAACUCCGCGAGCAGAGCCUGAAGAAGGGCAGUCUGGCCUCCAGGGUGUACGCGCUGCUUCCCCCCAGGGCCACGGGCCGGCGGAGGAGAGGUCUCUCUUCUGGUCUCUCUCUGGGUGCCCAGGGAUGGGAGGCAGCUGUGAAACUCAGGCCAGACCCCCAAAGCAGCUCCUGUGUUCCCCUGGACAGGUUCCCAGACGUGUUCUGCAGCUCCAGAGGGCUGCAGGAGGACGGCAGCUCGGGGUCCUUCCAGGCCAGGGCCAGGGAGAGUCUUCCCCCCUACUGCACCAUCAAGCAGGAAGAAGCCACCACGGCGGAGCAGAUCUCCUACUGCUCCUCCUCCUCCUCAGCCACAGCCGAGCAGAUCACCUCCUCCUUUCAUCUCCUCCCACAGGCCUCUUCCUGCACCCCUCACACACAACGUAUCUGGGACAGCCCCUCAGUCGACCAGGAACAGACAGAAGCUGUGUUUAAGAUUGUGGACCAGUUGAGCAGCUCAGACUGGGGCCAGUCAGGAGAGCCCAGAUGCUGGAGACCUCCUGGUUCCUUCUGGGAAGACUGUUUCUCUGGUGACCUGGACCCCCUGACAUCAGACCCCGGGGCCCUGCAGGCGGACAGCUACUGGCCCUGCGCAUCGCUCAGAGCCCCUGUGGAGGCAUGCACACCGGGCCUGUCUCAGUAGCCCAGCCCUGCCUCCUCCCCUGGUUCUGCUCCCCUGCUGGAAGAGGACAUGGUCCAGUGCCCGCUAUGGGAGGGGAGGACAGCAGGUGACAGUAUUGAGACGCACCCGUAGUCCCCUCAGACUGGCAGAAGGGAGAUGCUACGUGUGUUCCAAUUCUAGAACAGGGUUUUAGAACAGUAACAACAAUGUAUUUAGCUGACGCUUUUAUCCAAAGCAAUUUGAACUUCGACCUCUUGAUCUGCAAGCACAUGCUUUACUGAUAAGCUCUACCCAUCCUCGUAUACCCAGCCCAACAGAGUUUUCCUAAGCAGAUAUUAGAUUCAACUUUGUAAUUAAACAGCACAAGUCCAGUACAACAAAAUGCAUUUAGCAAGGGCAGUGUUUCAAUGUUGAGAGUGCUUAAGGACAAUGUCUUCAAGUGCAAUGGCAUGUAUAAGGAGAUGUGAAAUCAUGUAAUCUGGUAAAUAUAGGUUUUUCACUCAACUUGAAAUAAGUGUUUCUCCUUCUGUCACAUAUACAGACAGAUAAACAGGCCUGUAAGUGUCAAUCACCUAAACAUGUUCUUUGUGUGUAUUUCAACUAUAAAUAUAUUUGUAUUUUGAAUUAAACAUGAUACUUUCAUAGUCUUUUCAGCAUAUUUUUGUAUGGAAACUUGUGAUGCAGAACACUGAACCAGGAAGUGAGACAUCUCUAAUGUUAAAGAUCCUGUCAAUAUCCUGAUCCUGUGGAAUUGAAAAUUAGUUAAGUUCAUCACACCACAGAAGAAUGUGUUAACUACCCAUCCAAAUUCGAAUUAAAAAACACAGACAAGUAUGUUAAAUUAAGCUUUUAAAUUGUGAGAAAACCAGCAGUCUUCUCUGUUUGAGACUGGGGGGGCGUGU